Numida meleagris (helmeted guineafowl) is the source of this 11125-nucleotide messenger RNA. It is a transcript of the gene TLN2, whose product is annotated as talin 2. The transcript is spliced from 58 exons. Gene Ontology annotation, biological process: cell-cell adhesion. NCBI's taxonomy places the organism in Eukaryota, Metazoa, Chordata, Aves, Galliformes, Numididae. Gene Ontology annotation, molecular function: integrin binding; structural constituent of cytoskeleton; actin filament binding. The coding region runs from base 373 to 8001 and encodes 2542 amino acids. The record is from RefSeq and is a predicted model, not a curated record. Gene Ontology annotation, cellular component: cytoskeleton; focal adhesion; ruffle.
CCCCUGAGGGGAGCGGCGGCGGUGCGCGGUUCGCCCGCCUCCCCGGGCCCGCUUCGGUCCUCGCCGCUCGUUUUUUUGUUUGUUUGUUUGUUUUUUUUCCUUCCGGCUGCAGAACGUGCAGAGCUCUCCCGGUCCUUCUCGUUCUCCUUCAGGAGCCGCCGUCCACCCCCGUAACCGCGGACCCGGGCGGGCGCGAGCGGCGCCGCCGCAUCUCCUCAGCGAGGGCCGCGCUCAGCCCGCUGCCUCACGCCCAGACCUGGUUACUGGAAGCAUCCUGCAUGGUCUAGCAGUACAUUGAGACGGCCUUAUUUUCUAUGAAAUGAAGUUUUAUUUUGAGACACUUCAGUAGGGAACUGCAAGUGAUUUGACACCAUGGUAGCCCUAUCGUUGAAGAUCUGUGUCCGCCAAUGCAAUGUUGUGAAGACGAUGCAGUUUGAACCAUCCACUGCAGUGUACGAUGCCUGCAGAGUUAUUCGUGAGCGAGUGCCGGAGGCUCAAAUGGGACAAGCCUCUGACUAUGGAUUGUUCUUGUCGGAUGAAGAUCCUCGUAAAGGUAUAUGGCUGGAAGCUGGAAGAACACUGGAUUAUUACAUGCUGAGAAAUGGGGAUGUACUGGAGUACAAAAAGAAACAGAGACCUCAGAAAAUACGUAUGUUGGAUGGUUCAGUGAAAACAGUCAUGGUGGAUGAUUCCAAAACUGUUGGUGAAUUGCUUGUUACCAUUUGCAGCAGGAUAGGAAUAACAAAUUAUGAGGAAUAUUCCUUAAUCCAGGAGAGCAUUGAAGAAAAGAAAGAAGAGAGUACAGGGACUCUUAAGAAAGAUAGGACGUUGUUGCGUGAUGAAAGAAAAAUGGAAAAAUUGAAGGCAAAGCUUCAUACAGAUGAUGAUUUAAAUUGGCUAGAUCAUAGCCGGACGUUUAGAGAGCAAGGAGUCGAUGAAAAUGAAACACUACUGUUGAGACGGAAGUUCUUUUAUUCAGACCAGAACGUAGAUUCAAGAGAUCCUGUUCAACUGAAUUUGCUUUAUGUUCAGGCUCGUGAUGACAUUCUGAAUGGUUCCCAUCCUGUCUCCUUUGAGAAGGCCUGUGAGUUUGGAGGCUUUCAAGCACAGAUCCAGUUUGGACCUCAUGUAGAGCACAAACACAAACCUGGAUUUUUAGACCUAAAAGAAUUCCUUCCUAAAGAAUAUACGAAACAAAGAGGGGCUGAAAAAAGAAUAUUUCAGGAACACAAAAACUGUGGUGAGAUGACAGAAAUAGAAGCCAAAGUGAAGUAUGUGAAGCUAGCUCGUUCCCUACGGACCUAUGGAGUGUCCUUUUUUCUUGUUAAGGAAAAAAUGAAAGGUAAAAACAAGCUGGUUCCUCGUUUGCUGGGUGUCACUAAAGACUCAGUGAUGCGUGUCGAUGAGAAGACCAAAGAAGUGUUGCAGGAAUGGCCACUGACAACUGUGAAACGCUGGGCUGCCUCACCUAAAAGCUUUACUCUGGAUUUUGGUGAAUAUCAGGAAAGCUAUUACUCAGUACAGACCACUGAAGGGGAGCAGAUCUCUCAGUUAAUUGCAGGUUAUAUUGAUAUCAUCCUGAAGAAGAAACAAAGUAAAGAUAGAUUUGGUCUUGAAGGUGAUGAGGAAUCAACGAUGUUGGAAGAAUCUGUUUCACCAAAGAAGUCCACCAUCUUACAGCAACAGUUCAACCGAACAGGGAAGGUAGAGCAUGGCUCUGUGGCAUUACCAGCUGUUAUGCGUUCAGGGUCCAGCGGCCCAGAAACUUUUAAUGUCGGCAUCAUGCCUUCUCCCCAGCAGCAGGUCACGAUUGGUCAGAUGCACAGAGGACAUAUGCCCCCACUUACUUCAGCUCAGCAGGCUUUGAUGGGGACUAUUAAUACCAGCAUGCAUGCUGUUCAACAAGCUCAAGCUGACCUCAGUGAGGUUGAUAACCUACCACCUCUAGGGCAGGACAUGGCAUCAAGAGUAUGGGUUCAGAACAAGGUUGAUGAAUCAAAACAUGAAAUACACUCUCAGGUUGAUGCUAUCACUGCAGGAACUGCAUCUGUUGUUAACCUUACAGCAGGUGACCCUGUUGACACUGACUACACUGCUGUGGGAUGUGCAAUUACAACCAUCUCUUCCAACCUCACCGAGAUGUCUAAAGGUGUGAAACUGCUUGCUGCUCUCAUGGAUGAUGAAGUUGGAAGUGGAGAGGACCUCCUAAAAGCUGCUCGAACAUUGGCCAUUGCUGUCUCAGACUUGCUGAAGGCUGUUCAACCUACUUCAGGAGAGCCUCGACAGACAGUUUUGACUGCAGCUGGAAGCAUUGGGCAAGCCAGUGGAGAGCUACUGAGACAGAUUGGAGAGAAUGAAACAGAUGAAAGGUUCCAGGAUGUUCUGAUGAGUCUGGCCAAAGCCGUUGCAAAUGCUGCUGCUAUGUUAGUGUUGAAGGCCAAGAACGUAGCACAGGUUGCUGAAGAUACAGUCCUGCAGAACAGAGUGAUUGCUGCUGCUACACAGUGUGCGCUCUCUACUUCCCAGCUUGUGGCUUGUGCCAAGGUUGUGAGUCCCACCAUCAGCUCUCCAGUGUGCCAGGAACAGCUGAUCGAGGCAGGAAAACUGGUGGACCGUUCAGUGGAGAACUGUGUGAGGGCCUGCCAGGCUGCCACAGAUGACACUGAGUUACUGAAGCAGGUCAGUGCAGCUGCCAGCAUUGUCAGCCAAGCCCUGAAUGACCUCUUGCAGCAUGUCCGCCAGUUUGCAAGCAGGGGAGAGCCUAUUGGACGCUAUGAUCAGGCCACAGAUACCAUCAUGUGUGUCACGGAGAGUAUUUUCAGUUCGAUGGGGGAUGCUGGUGAAAUGGUACGGCAGGCCAGGGUGUUGGCUCAAGCAACUUCAGAUCUCGUCAAUGCAAUGAGGUCAGAUGCUGAAGCAGAAAUUGACAUGGAAAACUCAAAGAAGCUCCUAGCAGCUGCAAAGCUCCUUGCCGAUUCUACAGCCCGCAUGGUUGAAGCUGCAAAGGGAGCUGCAGCCAAUCCUGAAAACGAGGAUCAACAGCAGCGUCUGCGAGAAGCAGCUGAGGGACUGCGGGUUGCUACAAAUGCUGCUGCACAGAAUGCCAUCAAGAAGAAGAUUGUCAACAGAUUAGAGAUUGCAGCUAAACAAGCUGCAGCUGCUGCUACUCAGACUAUUGCAGCUUCUCAGAAUGCAGCUGUUUCAAAUAAGAACACUGCAGCCCAUCAGCAACUUGUGCAGAGCUGUAAGAAUGUUGCAGACCACAUUCCUCAGUUGGUGCAAGGCGUGAGAGGAAGUCAGGCUCAGGCAGAAGACCUCAGUGCGCAGCUUGCUCUGAUAAACUCCAGCCAGAACUUCCUCCAGCCUGGAAGUAAAAUGGUGGCAUCUGCUAAAGCUGCAGUACCUACUGUGACUGAUCAAGCAGCAGCCAUGCAGCUAAGUCAGUGUGCGAAGAACCUUGCCACCAGCUUAGCUGAGCUACGGACUGCCUCCCAGAAGGCUCACGAAGCAUGUGGCCCAAUGGAAAUUGAUUCUGCUUUAAAUACGGUCCAGACCCUCAAAAGUGAACUGCAAGAUGCAAAGAUGGCAGCUGUGGAUGGACAGUUAAAACCUCUUCCAGGAGAAACGCUUGAGAAAUGUGCCCAGGAUCUGGGAAGCACAUCCAAAGCAGUUGGUUCAUCGAUGGCCCAGUUACUAACUUGUGCCGCUCAAGGCAACGAGCACUACACAGGAGUUGCUGCCAGAGAAACUGCUCAGGCUUUGAAGACGUUGGCUCAGGCAGCACGAGGGGUUGCAGCAUCAACUACUGACCCUGUAGCAGCACAUGCAAUGUUGGAUUCAGCAAGGGAUGUCAUGGAAGGCUCUGCUAUGCUUAUUCAGGAGGCAAAGCAGGCCCUGGCUGCACCAGGAGAUGCAGACAGUCAGCAGAGAUUAGCCCAGGUGGCAAAAGCAGUGUCUCACUCAUUGAAUAACUGUGUGAAUUGUCUACCUGGACAAAAGGAUGUGGAUGUGGCUUUGAAGAGUAUUGGGGAGUCUAGCAAGAAGCUCCUUGUUGAUUUGCUUCCUCCAAGUUCUAAGUCAUUUCAAGAAGCUCAGAGUGAGCUGAACCAGGCAGCAGCAGAUUUGAAUCAGUCAGCAGGAGAAGUUGUCCAUGCUACACGGGGCCAAAGUGGAGAACUAGCUGCAGCAUCUGGAAAAUUCAGUGAUGAUUUUGAUGAAUUUCUUGAUGCUGGUAUUGAAAUGGCUGGCCAAGCUCAAACGAAAGAAGACCAGAUUCAAGUAAUAGGUAACCUCAAGAGCAUCUCUAUGGCUUCCAGCAAGCUUUUACUGGCUGCCAAGUCUCUGUCUGUUGAUCCUGGAGCUCCUAAUGCCAAGAACCUAUUAGCAGCAGCAGCAAGAGCUGUGACUGAGAGCAUAAACCAGCUCAUCACACUGUGCACCCAGCAGGCUCCCGGGCAGAAGGAAUGUGACAAUGCACUCAGAGAACUGGAGACAGUUAAGGGAAUGCUGGAUAACCCCAAUGAGCCUGUGAGCGACCUCUCAUAUUUUGAUUGUAUUGAGGGCGUAAUGGAAAACUCAAAGGCUCUUGGAGAAUCUAUGGCAGGGAUUUCCCAGAAUGCAAAAACCGGGGAUCUUUUAGUCUUUGGAGAAUGUGUUGGAGUUGCGUCCAAGGCUCUUUGUGGCCUCACAGAGGCGGCAGCUCAGGCUGCUUACCUGGUUGGCAUUUCAGAUCCCAACAGUCAGGCAGGUCAGCAGGGACUUGUUGACCCAAUUCAAUUUGCCAGAGCCAACCAAGCAAUCCAGAUGGCUUGCCAGAAUUUGGUAGAUCCAGCAAGCAGCCCAUCACAGGUAUUGUCAGCUGCCACAAUUGUGGCCAAACAUACUUCUGCUCUGUGCAACGCUUGUCGCAUUGCUUCGUCAAAGACAGCAAAUCCUGUUGCCAAGAGACACUUUGUGCAGUCUGCCAAGGAAGUUGCAAACAGCACCGCUAACCUGGUUAAGACUAUCAAGGCCCUGGAUGGUGAUUUCUCUGAAGAGAACCGCAACAAGUGCAGAAUUGCUACCGCACCGUUGAUAGAGGCUGUGGAAAACCUGACAGCAUUUGCUUCAAAUCCAGAAUUUGUCAGCAUCCCAGCACAGAUCAGCACUGAGGGAUCACGAGCACAGGAGCCAAUUCUCGUUUCUGCUAAAACGAUGUUGGAGAGCUCAUCUUUAUUGAUCAAAACAGCUCGUUCUCUGGCAAUCAAUCCAAAAGACCCUCCUACGUGGUCAGUGCUAGCUGGGCAUUCCCAUACUGUCUCAGAUUCUAUUAAGAGUCUUAUCACCUCUAUCAGGGAUAAGGCCCCAGGCCAGAGGGAAUGUGAUUACUCUAUUGAUGGGAUCAACAGAUGCAUCAGAGACAUUGAGCAGGCCUCACUUGCAGCCGUCAGUCAGAGUCUGGCCACCAGAGAUGACAUCUCAGUUGAGGCUCUACAGGAGCAGCUGACAUCAGUUGUUCAGGAAAUUGGCCACCUUAUUGAUCCGAUAGCAACCGCAGCUCGGGGAGAGGCAGCUCAGCUUGGGCACAAGGUUACACAGCUGGCAAGUUACUUUGAACCCUUGGUGUUAGCUGCAGUUGGUGUAGCAUCCAAAACUCUGGAUCAUCAGCAACAAAUGACAGUGUUGGACCAGAGCAAGACAUUAGCAGAGUCUGCCUUACAGAUGUUGUACGCAGCCAAAGAAGGAGGAGGAAAUCCCAAGGCAUCGCAUACUCAUGAUGCAAUUACUGAGGCAGCUCAACUGAUGAAAGAGGCUGUGGAUGAUAUCAUGGUUACCUUAAAUGAAGCUGCUAGCGAAGUAGGCAUGGUUGGAGGUAUGGUAGAUUCGAUAACAGAGGCAAUGAGCAAGCUGGAUGAAAGUACACCUGCAGAUCCCAAGGGAACAUUUGUUGAUUAUCAGACCACUGUGGUGAAAUACUCUAAAGCCGUUGCCAUUACAGCACAGGAAAUGAUGACUAAGUCGGUUACUAACCCGGAAGAGUUGGGAGGACUUGCAUCACAAAUGACCAAUGACUAUGGGCAUUUGGCUCUCCAGGGCCGAAUGGCUGCAGCUACCGCUGAACCAGAGGAGAUAGGGUUCCAGAUCAAGACUCGGGUGCAAGAACUUGGUCAUGGCUGUAUCUUUCUUGUGCAAAAAGCUGGAGCUCUCCAGAUUUGCCCAACAGACAGUUACACCAAAAGGGAACUGAUAGAAUGUGCUCGUGCUGUGACUGAAAAGGUCUCCUUAGUUUUAUCUGCCCUUCAAGCAGGAAACAAAGGCACACAAGCUUGUAUUACUGCAGCCAGUGCUGUGUCUGGGAUAAUUGCAGAUCUAGACACAACUAUCAUGUUUGCUACUGCUGGAACCCUUAAUGCUGAAAACAACGAAUCAUUUGCAGACCACAGGGAAAAUAUCCUGAAAACAGCAAAAGCCUUAGUUGAAGAUACGAAAUUGUUGGUUUCCGGUGCUGCUUCAAGUCAGGACAAGCUGGCUCAAGCGGCUCAGUCAUCAGCUAACACCAUCACCCAACUUGCUGAGGUAGUAAAACUGGGAGCAGCUAGCUUGGGAUCAGAUGAUCCUGAAACACAGGUUGUCCUGAUCAAUGCUAUCAAGGAUGUUGCAAAGGCCCUUUCUGACCUUAUUGGUGCUACAAAAGGUGCUGCCAGCAAGCCAGCAGAUGACCCAUCCAUGUACCAGCUGAAGGGGGCUGCCAAGGUGAUGGUAACAAAUGUCACAUCACUUUUGAAGACUGUUAAAGCAGUAGAAGAUGAAGCAACUCGAGGGACAAGAGCUCUUGAGGCCACAAUUGAGUACAUCAAACAGGAACUCACGGUGUUUCAGUCAAAUGAGGUUCCAGAAAAGACAUCAUCACCUGAAGAAUCAAUCCGGAUGACGAAAGGAAUCACCAUGGCAACAGCCAAAGCUGUGGCAGCUGGGAACUCAUGCAGACAGGAGGAUGUGAUUGCUACAGCAAAUCUGAGCCGCAAAGCAGUAGCUGACAUGCUAACAGCUUGUAAGCAAGCAUCAUAUCACCAGGAGGUGAGUGAAGAAGUUCGAGAGAGAGCCCUGCGCUUUGGAACAGAAUGUACGCUGGGAUACCUGGAACUUCUGGAACAUGUCCUCCUGAUCCUUCAAAAACCAACUCCAGAGCUAAAGCAUCAGUUGGCUGCUUUCUCCAAGAGGGUUGCCAGUGCUGUUACAGAGCUUAUUCAGUCAGCAGAAGCUAUGAAGGGGACAGAGUGGGUGGAUCCAGAAGACCCAACAGUCAUUGCAGAGACAGAGCUACUGGGGGCUGCAGCAUCAAUUGAGGCUGCAGCAAAGAAGUUAGAGCAGCUGAAACCCAGAGCCAAGCCAAAGCAAGCAGAUGAGACUCUGGAUUUUGAAGAACAGAUCCUGGAAGCAGCUAAAUCAAUUGCAGCUGCUACCAGCGCCCUUGUGAAGUCAGCUUCAGCAGCACAGAGAGAACUGGUGGCACAGGGAAAGGUUGGAGCAAUCCCUGCAAAUGCAGCUGAUGAUGGACAGUGGUCUCAGGGACUUAUUUCCGCUGCCCGAAUGGUGGCAGCUGCAACCAGCAAUCUUUGUGAAGCAGCUAAUGCUUCAGUACAAGGCCACGCUAGUGAGGAGAAGCUCAUCUCAUCUGCAAAACAAGUCGCAGCUUCCACAGCACAAUUGCUCGUGGCUUGCAAAGUGAAGGCUGAUCAUGAUUCUGAAGCCAUGAGGAGGCUACAGGCUGCAGGAAAUGCUGUCAAGCGAGCAUCAGACAAUCUUGUCAGGGCAGCUCAAAAAGCUGCAUUUGGAAAAGCAGAAGAUGAUGACGUUGUAGUCAAAACGAAGUUUGUGGGUGGCAUUGCUCAGAUCAUUGCGGCCCAAGAAGAAAUGCUGAAGAAGGAAAGAGAGCUGGAAGAGGCAAGGAAAAAACUAGCUCAGAUCCGCCAACAGCAAUACAAAUUUCUCCCCACAGAGCUGAGAGAAGAUGAGGGUUAGCCUGCUGAGAUUUUCUUCUUGCCUUUUUUCCUUUAUUCCUUUUUUUUUUUCAAUUUUCCUUUUAAAGAAAUAAGCUAAGGGGGGACAGUAUAGCAAGAACUGAUCUGACAACAUUCUGGUAUGUCAAGCACUUACCUAAAUAAACUGCCUAUCACAGCAUUGGAUGAACAGAGAGCAAUAACCACUUGUUCUUUGUCAUCUGGUCAGCUAGGGUGCAUUCUAUGAUGAUCAAAUAAUGGUACAGUAUUAAGUUCAUUCCUGUUCCUUCCUGGACUUACAUCUCAGGAGAGAAUCUUCCUCUUUUUACUGAAUAUUCUAAAUCAGUAUUAUUGUCACUUUCUUGAUGCUUGACACAUUUAUUGUUCCUUGACUUGAUAUAAAAUAUUCAUAAUAUUAGUAGGAAAACAGUCAAGAAAUCAUGCCUGUGAUAAAUAUCACAUGAGCUGGUGGCUCUCCCCCACCCACCCUUGUAAUAAGAAGACCAAGACAGAAAAGGAUGUAUGUCUGAGUGGGAAAGAUGCACAAGUGUGAUUUUGAAGAAAAUGCCUGGCCUGUCUGUUAUAUAACUGGUUCAUCCCAAAACUGGAGAAAUUCUCUGCAUCUGUUUGCACUAGUAUUAUUACUCCUUACCUGAUAGCAACAAGCUUCUGCUUGUACAGCAUUAUGGUUCACAAAAUGUGGCAAUAGCCAUUCUUUAAAGAGCGGAGAAAACAAAGAGAUGGAAACCUUGUCACUGCCUCAAUAAUAGCAGGUUCAUGAAGGAAAAUGCUGUUCCAAUUAUAUACCUCUAAUGUGUGACUACUUUUACAGUAUUAUACACACAUACACAUGCUCUCACAUUGGACUGAAUAGUUUAUGUUUUGUUUUCUAGUUUAAAUUAUCUGGUUUGUACUGUGGGAUUUCUGUUAGAAUGUAUCCUAGUUAAAAAAGGGAAAUACCCAGUACAACAGAAGAACUAUCACAACUCUUGGUAUUCUAAUAAUUUCAUUUGUAAUUGUUUUGUUUUGAAACCUGUGGGUAUUGUAGGAGAAAAGAAUAAGUGAUUUACAAGUAGACCUUUCUUGUAAUAUAAAUAAUAAAAUUUUGGACACUAGGGAGUUUAUUUUCAUACUUGGUAUUGAUGAAAAUGUACUCACCAAAGAAUUGCAGAGAAGGAAUAGCAGCAGUCUAAGCAGCUGCAGAAAGGUACUGUAUGUUCUCAAUAUCUCUGUUGUAACCUAAACAAUAGCAACAUGGGUAGAGUGAGUAAAAACAUUUUAUCCUGUCAGAGAAAGAACAAAACUACAGCAACUUUAAGUAACAAAAGCUGAACUAUUUGACUAACUACAGAACCACCAUUUUUCCUAACAGCAAUUUCCAACGUACCUCUGUUCAAGCCCUCUUUUAAAAAAAAAAAAAAAAAAGAAAGAAAAAAAGAAAAAGUCAAGCCUAUUUAGGUCAAAGGCGUUGCUGCUACAGUGCUUCUGAAGGCUGUGCUGUCAUUAGAUACCUGUUACAUACCUCCAACUGAGCCUAUUAUGUUAUAAGCAUACCCACCUAGUCAGUGUUGCAGAAAUACUUGUCUUGUAGACUCAGAAGUAACCCCUAGUGAUAUAUUUAUGGGUUUAGGUAGUGCUAACUCUUCAUUUAAGUUACUUGCAUGACAUAUAAUUACCAAGAAUUUUGUCACACUAGUGUUAAAUAUAUAGGAAUCAUGAUUACAGAAUUAAUAAGUAUUAGUGUGUAUGAAGAUUUUCUUUUUUGUCAGAGUCUCUUCUCUGGUACUGAAAUAUUUCAGAUUCAGUUGAAUUGUUGGAGAAUCUAUACUGAGAGGGGAAAAAAAAAAAAGGCAGAUCCCAGAUAGAACUGCUGGCAUUGACAGAUGUGCUGUGAAGUGCAGGCUUGUGUCCAUAUGCAAACCCUUACUAUCAGACACAGGCAAUUCUGAGUUCUGUGAUUUCCAAUUCUGCACAAUUUGUAUUUUUUUCUUUCAGCUGUUACGCAGUGAAUUCAGUGAGUAGUGUCACAGAAUCUUAGGUAGAAAGGUAAGCCAGUUUUAUUGUUCUAAGACCUAAAAAAAGACAGCUCCAGGUGACAGGGAUUUUCUGCUGCUGUUGGUAGGUCAAGCUUCUUUGCAGUUUAUGGCUCUUUCUCCUUUUUUAAAUCUAGGUAGCCUCACAUUCCCAUCUCUAUUUUUGGAUAGAUCUUCCAGACAGAUUUGUUACUGCUCCUCUUUCAAGCUAUGUUUGACCUAUUUAGUCUCAUCAAAGCAAGAAGAAAGAUGAUGCUGUUCUUAGUACCAUGACAGUAUUUUACUGUAGGUUUAUAUAAUAAUGUUGUAAUAUAUUUUGAUCAGAAUGGUAUUUGCCAGUUUGAAAAAAGCCAAAAGCCUGGUCAAGUGCAACUAUAUGCAGAAAUUGCAUAGCUAGGAUAUUUUAUCAUAAUGUAGAUGGGAAGAGCACGCUCUAAUUGUGUACCAGUUAAAGGUGUUUGGACAGUCCAUUUCAGCACAUUUAUUUUGAAGCCUCUCUGUUUCAGAUUUAAUACUCCCUCUUGUCUGACAGGAAAUAUUAUUCUUUUUUUCUCCUUAGCUAUGUGCUCCACAGAGGAAACACAGUCAGCUAAGUAGCUGAACUUGAACAACUCAAUAAGUGUUUUUUUACUGUGAACUUUGGGUCUUGAUCUGGGAAACAUUCAGAGAAUAUAAGCUUAUCUAAAAGCUUUCUAUUUCAAUUUAUUCUUGCUGUUAUAAUUUGCAGUACCACUGAAGUCCAGAUGUGCACAUCUGUGGAGUUUGGAACUUGUCCGUGCAUUUGUUUGGCAUGGAAACUUGCAGCAGGAAGUGACAAGUUGGGGUAAGGGAUGGAGGUUAGUUAAUAAGGAAAGCAGAUGUUUACUUUGUGCUGUUAACUUGUGAAAUGGUAAAUGGGCUCUGUUGUAUCUCACCCUUCUUCAUGUGGAUUUCACUUUAAGAAAUUGUAUGCAAAUUAAAAGCAAAAUGCCUCAAAGUUGUUUGUGUACGAACAGUCUAGUGUUGUUUUCCCUAAGUGUCCGAAAAAUAAUUUGAAUGGAACGUUUUAUGACACCUAAGCUUUUCCUUUUCUAUGUCAGAAGCUUCGAAAUAAGAAAAGAUUUAAAACAAAAA